This is a messenger RNA of Pteropus alecto (black flying fox), 942 nucleotides long. Its product is annotated as olfactory receptor 52E5. Bases 1 to 942 code for a protein of 313 amino acids. Lineage: Eukaryota; Metazoa; Chordata; Mammalia; Chiroptera; Pteropodidae. The transcript has a single exon. The record is from RefSeq and is a predicted model, not a curated record. Gene Ontology annotation, biological process: G protein-coupled receptor signaling pathway. Gene Ontology annotation, cellular component: membrane. Gene Ontology annotation, molecular function: G protein-coupled receptor activity; olfactory receptor activity.
AUGCUUCAUCCAAACAAUACCCAAUUCCACCCUGCUUCCUUUGUUCUGAUGGGCAUUCCAGGGCUGGAACGUGUGCACAUCUGGAUUGGCUUCCCCUUCUUUGUGGUAUAUCUCAUCGCUCUCCUAGGCAACGUCACCAUCCUCUUUGUGAUCCAGACUGAACAGAACCUCCACCAACCCAUGUUUUACUUCUUGGCCAUGCUGGCCUGCACUGACCUUGGCUUGUCCACAGCCACCAUCCCCAAGAUGCUGGGCAUUUUCUGGUUCAAUCUCAGGGACAUUGUUUUUGGUGCUUGCAUCACACAAAUGUACACUAUUCAUAUAUUCACUGGCCUGGAGUCUGUGGUGCUGACAGUCAUGGCCAUAGAUCGCUAUAUUGCCAUCUGCAACCCCCUGAGAUAUAACAUGAUCCUUACCAAUAAGGUAAUAGCCAUCUUGGCCAUAGUCGUCAUAGUCAGGAAUUUGGUGUUUAUGACUCCAUUUAUAUUUCUCAUCCUGAGAUUGCCUUUCUGUGGUGUGCGGCUUAUCCCCCACACCUACUGUGAACACAUGGGCUUGGCAAAGUUGGCUUGUGCCGAUAUUAGGGUCAAUGUUAUCUAUGGCUUGGUUGCUUUCUCAGUGGGAUACAUUGACCUUUCUGUGAUUGGAUUUUCCUACAUCCAAAUCUUGAGAGCAGUCUUUCACCUGCCAUCCUGGGAAGCCCGGCUCAAAGCUCUCAGCACAUGUGGCUCCCAUGUGUGCGUCAUCUUAGCUUUCUACCUGCCAGCCUUCUUCUCCUUCAUGACACAUCGCUUUGGCCACAGUAUCCCUCAUUACAUCCAUAUACUUCUGGCCAACAUGUACGUGGUUGUUCCCCCUGCUCUUAACCCUGUUAUCUAUGGAGUCAGGACAAAACAGAUAAGAGAGUGUGUACUCAGGAUGCUUAACCCUGAAAGUUGUUGA